This is a messenger RNA of Letharia lupina, 1512 nucleotides long. RefSeq lists its product as uncharacterized. Gene Ontology annotation, cellular component: ribosome. The coding region runs from base 1 to 1512 and encodes 503 amino acids. Gene Ontology annotation, molecular function: structural constituent of ribosome; mRNA binding; rRNA binding. Gene Ontology annotation, biological process: translation; ribosomal small subunit assembly. The transcript is spliced from 6 exons. NCBI's taxonomy places the organism in Eukaryota, Fungi, Ascomycota, Lecanoromycetes, Lecanorales, Parmeliaceae. The record is from RefSeq and is a predicted model, not a curated record.
AUGCGCCCAGGAAUCCAGCUACUCCGCUCUGGCCGGUCAAUUGAUGUGCGGCCCAAGGUCCUAGAGUUCUCCGCUCACCGAAUACCCUUGUGUCUUCGACUACAGCAAAGAAGAAACAUCACCUCAGACGAGAAACCUUUGCCUGAAUCAGAACAACCAAAAGGACCCAAUCAAGAUCAACUCCCGCACGUAAGCGAGGAGGCAGCAGCUACUGGUGAUAUUACUGGCGAAGGGGGACCAGAUGUGGAACAGGGCUCACCAGUACAAGAGAUCCUAAAACGCGAUCAAAAAAGCCAAGAGAAGGCACCCAAAGUGUUGCAGGAAGAACUCAAAGCGUCGUCACCUAAGGGAAGCAGAUCGUAUUCGACCUCAACUCCGCGGCGAGCUCAAGCCAUGAUCGACCCCGAGUCUGCAGAGGUCCAAAAUCAGGGUCACAUUUUCGGCUUACCAGAGCUGCCUUUGCCGAGCACUUCCCAUCUCAAGCAUCGCUAUGACCCGGUUAUCCAUCAGGUUACAAAUCUCCUUAUGCAAGACGGCAAGCUGAGUAAAGCUCAGAGGAACAUGGCUAUGAUACUCGAACGUCUACGAACGGCUCCCCCACCUACUCCAGACCCUCGACAUCCUCUAAUACCUGGCGCUCCUCCCACCAACCACCUUCCUCUCAACCCCAUACUCUACCUCACACUUGCUAUCGAUUCUGUGGCGCCUCUUCUCCGGAUAAGAUCACAAAAAGGCGCGGCAGGUGGUGGUGUAGCGUUGCAGAUACCGAUACCUCUAGGCUUACGGCAGCGGCGACGGACAGCUGUGAUGUGGAUUCUAGAUGCUGCAAUCAAGAAACGUACAAAAGGCAGCGGCAGAGCAAUGUUUGCUCACAAAAUUGCGGACGAAUUGAUUGCUAUAGUUGAAGGGAAGAGUAAUGUCUGGGAUAGAAGGGGUGGGGUUCACAAACUGGGUACUGCAGCUCGAGCCAACCUGUCCAAGGCUGUGAUUCUCCAAAGUCCUACACUCAAGGCUUCACUUUGCUCGCCACCAUCCCUCAACGUUGAUCCUCUGAGCGUCAUUGCGUCCAUCACGGGCAUCCUGGCAGUGGCAGCCAAGAUCACAGCGGCGGUGACAGAGUUUAUCGGAAAGGAAAGAGACGCACCGCACUCAAUGCGCAGCGUCCUCAUAGAGCUCUCAGACCUGACCUUCUGCCUUACUCAUCUUGGAAUGUUUGUUCGAGGGACGAAGGAUGCUCCCAGAGCUGCGUUGGGUGAGAAGCGAAGAAAAGAUCAACGGAAUCUAGGCUCGUGUCCGAGCCUCCAAGAGUUCUUUGAAAUUGAUACUGACAAUCUUUACUUUCACAUCUUUGAAAGAAACACGAGCUUUGGUGCGGAGCCUUACUACCGCUGUCGGCCGUAUCCUGGGGUGCAGCGAGGACGUGUCUCGAAGACUGGCCAGUAUGGAGACCGGCAUCACAGGAACAAAUCGAUGCACCGCUACGGCAACUCUGAUGUCGUCAGAGACCAGUGA